AGUCCUGGAAUCAGAAACACUUCCUGUUUCUAGACAGUCCUUUGAAAAACAAACCAAAAUUCCAUGCCUUUUAAUGGCAAUGACACGAUAGCUAAAUCAUGUAUGUACUACAUUGUUCUAGGCAAUUUGUCUCUCAGAUACUUUCACACAAUGUUCUUCGAGGGUAUACUGGUGUCGUUAGAGGUGCGUGUUUAAUUUCAAAAGCGCGACGCAGCACAACAUUUUUGUAUCGACGUUAUACAUGUCUUGCCUCUCAACAAUUGCAUCCACAUCUCUCUGCAUUUUACAACGGUAUUAGACGAUAUUACGCCGAUUUACAUAAUGAAGAGAAUGUUUUGAAGUCGGACAGCCCUGGCAAGCUUCUGGCACAACAAGAUGAAUAUGAGAUGCAGAGUGACUCAAGCCGAAGAAACCCGCAGGAGGACUUUAACAUCGCCGUGUUGGUGUCCCUGCUCCGCCAGGAGAAUGCAGCAGACAUCUGUGUCAUCAAGGUGCCUGAGGACAUCAAGUACACAGACUACUUCAUCGUUGUCAGCGGAUCCUCCUCAAGACACCUCCGUGCCAUGGCCCUCUACGCCAUUAAAGUGUACAAAUAUAUGAAGAAAGAUGGGGAUCCACAUGCCAAGAUUGAGGGAAAGGAUGCAGAAGACUGGAUGUGCAUUGACUUUGGAAAGAUGGUGGUCCACUUCAUGCUACCAGAGACCAGAGAGGUGUAUGAACUGGAGAAGCUGUGGACACUACGUUCUCUUGAUGAACAGUUGAGCUCCAUCCCUGUUGAGACGCUCCCAGAGGACUUCAUAUAUGGAGCCGAUGUCAAUGUCACCAAGUGACUCAACAAUUAAAGAACUGUUGAAACUG
This is a messenger RNA of Oncorhynchus nerka (sockeye salmon), 858 nucleotides long. It is a transcript of the gene malsu1, whose product is annotated as mitochondrial assembly of ribosomal large subunit 1. NCBI's taxonomy places the organism in Eukaryota, Metazoa, Chordata, Actinopteri, Salmoniformes, Salmonidae. The transcript is spliced from 4 exons. The record is from RefSeq and is a predicted model, not a curated record. Gene Ontology annotation, molecular function: ribosomal large subunit binding. Gene Ontology annotation, cellular component: mitochondrion. Gene Ontology annotation, biological process: negative regulation of ribosome biogenesis; negative regulation of translation. Bases 99 to 830 code for a protein of 243 amino acids.